AAGUGGAACCGAACCGAAGGGGGAACUGAAGAACGGGUGCAUGGAGAUUAGGGACAGUCAUUUACUUUCUGCUUUUCAUUCUAAAGUUUCAUCUUUCCUGUCAAGAUAACAGUUGGGGAAUAAAAGUGCAGCGUGAAACCUCUCUUCAUUCUCUCGUGCGCGUUGUAAAUACGUCAACAGGUGCUAUAGCUUGUGAAUAAUCGAGGCUCUUUUGUUGGUCGUCAGCCAGCCAGUCAGUCAGCUAGCCAGUCGGCCAGUCAGUCAGCCAGCCAGCCAGCCAGCCAGUCAGCAUAGCGCAGUACUGGUGGGUAUUCGAAUGUGGAUAUCACUGUUUUUGGAGAGAGGAGGAAGGAGGGAGGGAGAGAGAAUAUAUAAAGUGGGCGGCGUUACGUCUCGAUUGACAGUUUAUCUAAUGAGCAGCGCAGCACGAGUCUAUAAAUUGUGGGAGACGUCACUCCCAAGUGUUCAUUCACUAGUAAUAAGACGCACGUUGAACAGACGUCCACGGAGCGCAGCGCAACACUGAUGCGCCAAGUUAAGUAUCAAAACAAGACAGUGGUGUGGCAUCGUCCUGCACGCACACACACCGACGUAAGCAUUGUGCAGUACUGUACUGUACUACUGUGGAAGUGAAGAGGAGAACAGCGCGACCAGAGGGGGACAGGGCUCAGAUAAUGGAUAUUGAUCUUUCGUUAAACCUUCACCUCUUUUGGAUAACCUGGGAAUUCUAAAACAUUAUUUUGGCAGGUUGGAACAUCCAACAAAGAUUCUAAUUACGGAAAAACAACGAAGUGGAACGAGAAGAAGGAUUUCUAUUUUAUUCUUUCUUUCUGCUUUUUUAUUUUGUAUUCCCCCCCCCAACACUUUGGAAUAGUGGGCUUUGGAAUAUAGGGGAUAUAUUGGCGGGUGACGUGCCUGCCCUGGAUAAGCGAGAAGGAUGGCAGCUUGGUUCACUUUUACCAUCGCAUUCAGCACCACUGUACUGACACAGGUAUUUGGAUCGGGUGUUUUUGAGAUCGAUCUACAUGAAUUUAAAAACAGCAAAGGAUUGCUGCAGAAUGGCAACUCGUGCAGACUCAACUGUAGAACUUUCUUUCGUGUUUGUCUUAAAAACUACCAGGCAGUAGUGUCGCCAGGUGACUGUAUCUUCGGAAAUGCCUUGACACCGGUGCUAGGGACCAACUCCUUUAGCGCCAUGGACGGGGGAGCUUUCAGUAGACCCAUCCGACUACCGUUCAACUUUGGAUGGCCGGGAUCGUUUUCUUUGAUAAUUGAAGCCUGGUAUUCACCUUCAACAGAUCUACCUGUUGACACCAGCAACCCAGAGAUGUUGAUUAGUUUCUUUUCCAUCCAGAGACAGUUGGGCGUAGGGACCGCCUGGUCUCUGGAUGUUCAGAGCGCCCGACAGACAGAGUUAAGGUAUUCUUACCGCUUCAUCUGCAAUGACAAUUACUACGGAGAAAGUUGUUCCAAAAUAUGCACGCCAAGGGACGACCGUUUUGGCCACUACACCUGCGACCUCGACGACGGGCAGUUAUCCUGUCUGCCCGGCUGGAAGGGGGAAUACUGCGAAGAAUCCAUCUGCCUCGAGGGAUGCAGUGAAGGAAACGGAAACUGCUCCAGACCUGGCGAGUGUGUGUGCAGAGAAGGUUGGCAGGGUCCGUUCUGUGAUGAGUGUAAGAAGUACCCAGCUUGUAAGCAUGGCACCUGCCAACAGCCAUGGCAGUGUAACUGUAAGGAGGGCUGGGGAGGGCUCUUCUGUGACCAAGACCUGAACUUCUGCACGCACCACCGGCCGUGUGUGAACGGGGCGACCUGUAUGAACACGGGUCAAGGCAGCUAUACCUGUACCUGUCCCCCUGGGUUCACUGGGGUCAACUGUGAGCUGGAGCUGCAGGAGUGUGACAGCGACCCCUGCAGGAACGGAGGACUCUGCACGAACCUGGAUGUUGGCUACAGGUGUUCGUGUCCUCAGGGCUUCGAGGGUUCUCACUGUGAACACAGCCUGCUGACCUGUGCUGACUCCCCCUGCUUCCACGGCGGGCAGUGCCAUCAGAAGGACAACGGUCGCAGCUACAUCUGCGAGUGUCCUCCCGGAUACACAGGACUCAACUGUGAGAAGAGAGUGGACAAGUGCACAUCUCUUCCCUGUGCCAACGGCGGUCUGUGUUUGAUCCACGGUGGCGUGCGUCUAUGUAGCUGUCGCUCCGGUUUCACUGGCCAGCGCUGUGAGAUCAACAUCAACGAGUGUGCCGGGAACCCCUGCACCAACGGAGGGACCUGCCUGGACCGCAUCAACGACUACACCUGUGCCUGCCCCCCGGGGUACGCCGGACGAAACUGCGACCGCAGCCUGGACGAGUGCUCCAUCCGCCCCUGUCUUAACGGAGGGCUCUGCACCGGGGGAGGAGGGCCAGGGAAACCCCCUGCCACCUGUAUCUGUCCCGCUGGCUUUAGCGGAACACGCUGCCAGUUCUUUGCUGUGACCCUGCCGGUGGGUGGGGAGAGGAUCAAUGGAGAGGGCCAAGAUGGCUUCCAGUGGGCGGCAGUUUCCUUGGCUGUAGGGCUGGUUGCAUUGCUGGUGCUGCUAUGCAUGGUUGGGCUGGCUCUACGGCACAUCCACAGGCAGACCGGCAGGGACACGGGAGAUGGGGAGACCAUGAACAACCUAUCAAAUGUACAGAGGGAUAACCUAAUCCCGGCUUCCCAGCUGAAGAACACCAAUCAGAAGGUGGGACUGGAAGUGGACUGCGAAUCAGAGAAGUCAAACUUCAUCCAUAAGAACUAUCAAUUGGACUUGUAUAGUAACGCAAAGUCAAAGGAGUUGAAGGAUGAUACGUCGCAAGAGGAUAAAAGCAAAAGUCAUGUGAUCUAUGACAAGUGUUUAGAAGAGAAAAUACCGCUGAGUAGAAUGUACAGUGAAAAGUCGGAGUGUAGGAUAUCAACGAUAUGUUCCCCUCGAGACUCUCAGAUCUACCAGUCCGUCUUUGUUAUAGGAGAUGAGCGGAGGACGUGCGUCAUAGCAACAGAGGUAUAAGCUGUGAGGGGUAUGAAGAAGCAAGGAAGCGAAAGAGGAGAAACACAAUCGAGGCAGAAUUUUUUAUUUUUCUGGAUUGUUUACAAAAAUCUGAGAAGAGACUGUUUCUGAUGUCACUGCUGCUCUGGAACACUUGAGAAAUGGAGAGAGAGAGAGAGACGAUAAGAGAGAGAGAGAUGGACGAACCUCUCCUCUUCUCUGUAAACAAACUAAUGAACACUAGCCUGAAAACUUUAUUGAACUUUAACAUCGACCGAGUGUUUGUAUACAAAACGUGUACAGUAGCAGUCAUGAAACUUUUGACUUCUGGGAACGGUUAAACAAAUGGUUAAAUCAACUGUUAAACGGUUAAAAGACUGACUGAACUGCACAGAGUGUGGAGGGAACUGGUAGAAUGUCAGCAAGCAAAACAACAAAUUUGAACUGAACUCAUGUGUCCUUGGCAGCAAUGGAGGAGAGAGUAGGUGAAACAGAACAAAUAGUUGACCCCUGACCUCUCAGUUGACCCCUGCCCGACCUAAUCAUGGGGACUUCGACAGCCAAGUAAUCAAAAUGGAGUUGACUGAAAUUCAACUGAUCUUUAACCCCCUAGCCGGCAUAAUUCACCAGCUAUGCAAGACCCAAGGUCCAGGGUGGAGCCAAUUCGCUGAAACUGACCAACCAACCGCAAACAACCGACCGACUAGUUGUUGAAAACCACAGACUAACCACAACAAAACACUGAGAACGAUGAAUGUCUGAUUGAACAAACAAACUAACGUCUCAACUGUCAAUCACUCCAAACAAAACGCCUGGUCGAACUUUUCCAGACGUUUUCAUUCCAUGCAAAUGGUGAAAAGAUACAGGCCAAAAUUACUAGAAGCCCAAACAAGAGUUUCAAUGCUAAAACUAAACACUUGUCUCUUCAUGGAGCACUUGAACACCAAAAAGAAAAACACAGGUGGGAAAAUACAAUUUUUUCCAUCAACAGGAAUUUGGAGGAGGAUACAUUCUAAAUGGAGCCCUAUUCCCUAUAUAUAGUGCACUACUAUAGACCAGAGCCCUAUUCCCUACAUAGUGCACUACUAUAGACCAGAGCCCUAUUCCCUACAUAGUGCACUACUAUAGACCAGAGCCCUAUUCCCUAUAUAGUGCACUACUAUAGACCAGAGCCCUAUUCCCUAU
Molecule: messenger RNA, 4201 nt
Organism: Salmo salar (Atlantic salmon)
Lineage: Eukaryota; Metazoa; Chordata; Actinopteri; Salmoniformes; Salmonidae
Product: delta-like protein 4
Biological process (GO): multicellular organism development; Notch signaling pathway; cell communication
Cellular component (GO): membrane
Molecular function (GO): calcium ion binding
Source: RefSeq, a predicted model, not a curated record